This is a messenger RNA of Notodromas monacha, 702 nucleotides long. NCBI's taxonomy places the organism in Eukaryota, Metazoa, Arthropoda, Ostracoda, Podocopida, Cyprididae. The record is from the annotation of a GenBank genome assembly.
AUGACUGAAGAAGUCAAGGAGGAUCUCGGGGCAAUGCGUAAGCCAUAUUUCACGCCCGAGACCUUGUUUCUCGAAGAUGAGCUAGUCAAAGAUCCUAUUCAGCAAUUCAAAAUUUGGUUCGACGAGGCGAAAGCACAUUCGGGGAUCCGCGAAGCAAACGCUUGCUGUCUCGCCACGUGCGGCGCCAACGGAUAUCCGAGUGCGAGAAUCGUUUUGUUGAAGGGCUUCUCCAAUGAGGGUUUCACGUUUUUUACGAACUACAAUAGCCGAAAAGCCCGUGAACUGGCGGAUAACAACAAGGCAGCAAUGACAUUCUAUUGGGAACCCCUGGUUAAGCAGAUACGAAUCGAAGGACGAGUCGAAAAAAUUCCUGAGCAGGAUUCGGAAGAGUACUUCCUCUCGCGACCUUUGGUGAGCAAGAUCGGGGCCUGGGCUUCUCCUCAGAGCCAACCUGUGCCUGACAGAGCUUACCUGGAUACGCGAGUAAAGGAAUUUGAGACGAAGUUCGGAGAUCAAGUGCCGAAACCGGAGCAUUGGGGAGGAUAUGUGCUGCGGGCCGAACGAGUUGAAUUCUGGCGCGGGCAAAGCAGUCGUGUCCAUGAUAGGAUCAGGUUCAGGAAGCCUGAAAAGGAUGAGAAAGUUGAUGGUGUUCUCGUGCACCCGGGUUUACACGACUGGGUGUAUGAGCGUUUGGGUCCGUGA